UGCGCGACGGCCUCGUAGUCUUCUUGAUUGUGGACAAAUGUGGGGUUCCUGGCCUGUGUGCUGACAGGCACCUUCCAGUGGACUUGCGCUGUGAGGGCGCGGCGGCCAUGACCCAGGCGGAGAAAGGGGACGCGGAGAACGGCAAAGAGAAAAGCAGUGAGAAGGAGAAGGAGCAGCGCGGUGUGAAGCGGCCCAUCGUGCCCGCGCUGGUGCCGGAGUCGCUGCAGGAGCAAAUCCAGAGCAACUUCAUAGUUGUCAUACAUCCAGGUUCAACAACUCUUAGACUUGGUCGAGCCACAGACACACUCCCUGCCUGUGUUCCUCACGUCAUUGCAAGAAGACACAAACAGCAAGGGCAGGCUCUCUACAAGGACAAUUGGCUUCUAAGGGAGGGACUAAAUCAACCAGAAAGUAAUGAACAGAGACAAAAUGGUCUUAAAAUGGUGGAUCAAGCAAUCUGGUCUAAAAAGAUGUCAAAUGGCACAAGAAGGAUUCCUGUGUCUCCUGAACAGGCACGCUCCUAUAACAAGCAGAUGAGGCCUGCAAUAUUAGAUCACUGUUCUGGAAAUAAAUGGACAAAUACAUCUCACCAUCCUGAGUUUUUGGUUGGAGAAGAGGCCUUGUAUGUUAAUCCACUGGACUGUUACAAUAUUCACUGGCCUAUCAGAAGAGGUCAGUUGAAUAUUCACCCAGGACCUGGCGGUUCCCUCACAGCUGUCCUGGCAGAUAUUGAAGUAAUAUGGUCUUAUGCUAUACAGAAAUACUUGGAAAUUCCACUGAAAGAUUUAAAGUACUAUCGAUGUAUCUUGUUAAUUCCUGAUAUUUAUAAUAAACAGCAUGUGAAAGAAUUAGUAAAUAUGAUCCUAAUGAAGAUGGGCUUUUCUGGGAUUGUAGUACAUCAGGAAUCUGUGUGUGCCACUUUUGGAAGUGGCUUAAGCAGCACAUGUAUUGUAGAUGUUGGGGAUCAAAAAACAAGCGUGUGUUGUGUGGAAGAUGGGGUUUCUCAUAGAAAUACUCGACUCUGUCUGGCAUACGGGGGGUCUGAUGUGUCAAGAUGCUUUUACUGGCUGAUGCAACGAGCUGGCUUCCCUUACAGAGAAUGCCAGUUAACAGAUAAACUGGACUGCCUCCUUCUGCAGCACCUUAAAGAAACUUUUUGCCAUUUAGACCAGGACAUUUCUGGGCUUCAAGACCACGAGUUCCAGAUUCGACAUCCAGAAUCUCCUGCCCUGCUUUACCAGUUCCGAUUAGGAGAUGAAAAGCUCCAGGCCCCAAUGGCUUUGUUCUACCCAGCAACUUUUGGAAUUGUUGGACAGAAAAUGACCACUCUGCAGCACAGAUCCCAGGGCGACCCGGAAGAUCCUCAUGAUGAACAUUACCUGCUGGCCACACAGAGUAAACAAGAGCAGUCUGCAAAAGCUACUGCUGACCGGAAGUCUGCAUCAAAGCCCAUUGGAUUUGAAGGGGACCUUCGUGGCCAGUCCUCUGAUCUUCCAGAAAGAAUCCAUUCCCAAGAAGUGGACUUGAGCGCCUCCCAGGGAGACUGUCUAAUGGCCGGCAAUGAUUCUGAGGAGGCCCUCACAGCACUGAUGUCCAGGAAGACUGCCAUUUCCCUGUUUGAAGGGAAAGCCCUGGGUCUGGAUAAAGCCAUCCUUCAUAGUAUAGACUGCUGCUCUUCUGAUGAUACCAAAAAGAAGAUGUACAGCUCCAUCUUAGUGGUGGGCGGUGGUUUGAUGUUUCAUAAAGCACAAGAAUUUCUCCAGCAUCGAAUUCUUAACAAAAUGCCACCUUCAUUUAGGCGAAUUAUUGAAAAUGUGGAUGUGAUCACAAGGCCCAAGGACAUGGAUCCCCGGCUGAUUGCCUGGAAAGGAGGGGCAGUGCUGGCCUGUCUGGACACAACACAGGAACUAUGGAUCUACCAGCGAGAGUGGCAGCGCUUUGGUGUCCGCAUGCUACGAGAGCGAGCUGCUUUUGUCUGGUGAAACAGGCAGAAAAGUACUGUCAGGAUGGGGAGAUAGCAUAAAGGUUACGUAAAAGACUUUCAAACUGAAGCCUAAAGUCCCAAGUUCAAUCUCCAGCACCACCAUAAGCCAGAGCUGAGUAGUGUUCUGUUUAAAAGAAGAAAAAAUGUCACUAUCAAAGACCAAAAUCUUUUAUAAAGACAGAAAAAAAAUUUUUUUUAAUUUAUUGACUUAGGUGCUUAAAUUAGUGGAAAAUAAAUGAAUUUUAACUUUUAUGAAAGUACAGCAUGGGUUUGAUUAUGACCUACAUUAGUAAUCAGAAUGUUAAGAGAAUAAAUGUAGACUUAGUCUUUAGUGUUAAA
This is a messenger RNA of Erinaceus europaeus (western European hedgehog), 2323 nucleotides long. It is a transcript of the gene ACTR8, whose product is annotated as actin related protein 8. Gene Ontology annotation, biological process: regulation of DNA-templated transcription; double-strand break repair. Lineage: Eukaryota; Metazoa; Chordata; Mammalia; Eulipotyphla; Erinaceidae. The record is from RefSeq and is a predicted model, not a curated record. The coding region runs from base 108 to 1982 and encodes 624 amino acids. The transcript is spliced from 13 exons. Gene Ontology annotation, cellular component: Ino80 complex.